GAGGCCCUGUUAUAAGCUAGAGAUGCGCCGGUCUGCGUCGCCAGUCUGCAAAAGGGUGGCGCGACUCGCGCGUCCACGGUCAGUUUGCCUCCGCCGCACUCGACGGUGCACUUUUGCACGUGUGUGACGCGAUGCACUAAGAAGUGAGAUCCUCUGUACUUGUGGCGAAUCACUGAAUUGGCACGUGCUUGUUCCGCCUCCACCUGCAGCCAUGGAUGAUAAGUGCGCCAAACUGAGAUACUCUGCCUGUGUUUUGUGCGUCCUGCUGCUGCUUGGACGUGCUGGAGGGUUGCAAAUUACAGACUUGAAAGUGCCACAGUUGGUCAAGAAUGGCUCGGGGCGACCGCUCAUCCUGGACUGCGAGUACACGUUGGCGCCUGAGGAGGAAGGUGCCGGCCUCGUGGUCAAGUGGUUUUUCAAUUCGCAACCGGCUCCUGUCUACCAGUGGAUCCCCGGAAAGAAGCCUCAGGAUUUGGGCAUCUUGAAAGGGCGGCUGAACCUGGAGUACCAGGCGUCGAGCCACCCUUCGCAGGCGCACCGGGCCCUGCAGAUCGUCAGCGCGACGAGCGAGCUCUCCGGGGAAUACAAAUGCUCCGUGUCCACUUUUCAUGAUGAAGACUUCAUGGUCAAGCGGAUGCUCAUCUUCGCUCCUGAGAAGCGCUUUGAGGUGUGGCACAGCCGCGGCCCUCGCGAAGGCCUCGUCAACGUGAGCUGUCUGGCCACGGGCGCCUUCCCCGAACCCAAGUUGUCACUCUACCCGGACAGUGGUACUCUGGAAGACGUGAAGAUCGAGACGCGAUCGCACAAAGGCUCGUACGACGUGAUCGCCAGCACAGUCAUCGAGUACCCGCUCGAACCCACCGUCUUCCACUGCGAGCUCCGCAUCCCCGAGGCCAAGUACGAGAUUCGCAAGAGCCUCGUCUACUACCCUGGGAGUGCCGAGUUGAGUGCUGAGAGUGGGUGCUCAAGUCCGAGCCGAAUUGGGGCGGCCACGUUCGCACUGUUGAGCGCUGCGAGCAUAGUCGCCAUCGGCCGCUGGUGCUGAACUCCCUGCUUCUCUCUGCUUCAAAAAGAAAUUGCUGCUGAACGCGCAAAAAUGAGCGAAUGAAAGUGAGAGAGCGAGCGAGCGAGAGAGAGUCCAUUAAAAAGCGAAUCUACCGUAGUCAGCAUAAUGAAGUCAGGGGCCUUUCCUAAAAUGUAAAUUGGACGAAGCGACCAGAGGAGCGACCAGCGCGCACUACUAUCGGAAAAUAUCAUCACACAUGCGGAAAAGGCGGCAAGAGAAGUGCAAAGUUGGCAGAGUAGUCAAAAACGGACGAGAUCAAAUUUUUUCAUCUCGGUGACUAAAGUUAAAUUCGUUUUUCGCGCGCGCGGAUAUGUAAAAUUUCCAAAGCAGGGUAACUGUCUUUUUUGUCUUUGAACACACACGCACGUGUAUGUGCCGAACGAGAGCGGGGAGCCACCAAGAAAAAAAACGUGCAACUGCAAGAAGAGUGAGAAAUCGAGCAAAUUCAGUGUUCAUAUUUCACGACGAGACGACGAUAUAUUAUUAUAUUGUUAUAAAAUUGAAGCAAAAAAGAGACGAAAUUAACGAUGCGAAACGUUUCAGGGGACGGAUGAUUGAAUGUCACUGCUGACCUGCUUUCCUUUUUUCCUGAAUUUGUAUAACUUGCCUCCUCUGAAGACAUUGAAAAGCUGGAGGUUCAUUAUUUUUGACCGCACAAUUCAAUCUUUGAACGAUGGAUGCUAUAAAAGUGCGGGUUUUCGAAGUAAUUUCUUAAGAAUCAUUUCCUUUAAAAAGUAGUGAUAAUUGAUUAAAUUAAGAGCUUAGUCGUCUAAACCUGAUACCAAAGGACCACGCAAAAAUGAUUAUUUUCAAUUCCUUUAUAUUUAUUAUGUUUAAGUUGUAUCCAGAUCUAUAUAUAAAGUGACGCGAAUUUUUGAUGAACUUGUGUAAAUAAAUUAGCGAAAAAUAGGUUACGAGAGUGCGGAAUGAGUGCAGAGUCGCUGUGAGUCAAAUAUAAGGGCGGGGUAAUUUUUCAAAUUUCAAAUCUUCUGAGUGUGAAAAUUCUAUUCUCAAGCUCGAGCCAGCCGGAAAAAAAAUUAAAUUUUCUUAUAAAUAUCCAACAACAAAAGAGCAAAGAAAAAUGUUAUUGCAAAGUCAAAUUUGAUCGUGAUAUAGUGGGAUUGUAAACAAACACUUUGAAUUAUUAUUAUGAUUAUCAAUGACUGUUUACCAGAAUUAUAAUAUUUUAAGUGUAAAUAGCUCUCUAUUUAUAAAAGCGAAACAGCGCCGCCGCCAUCAUGGGUUACAAUUACCUACCUUACAAGAUUAAAUAAGAUUACUGAGUGAAUUUAUCGAGAGCACGGUGUGCAAAACAUUAGAGAUCACCCCUCUACCGCAGCUGCAGAUUUUUUUAGCGUAAUACAAAAUACAAAAGAAAAUUACCGAGACAAUUUAAAUACUGUAGAGCCCCAGAAGAGAGCAAGACACUCACCCUGGACCAUCACACAAUUAAUGCAGCAGCUAGAAUAAUCCUUUGCAGAAACUAUAGGUGUUGAUUUGAAGCUACUUGUUUGUUGAUUAAAUUGAUUCUCUCCAUUCUUAUAUAUGUAAAUGUGAAAAAAGGACUUGGUGAUUUGAAGAAGUUCCGUGUUGCUUUUUGCCGUUCAAAAUAUUUAAAAGAAUAAAAUGCCAUUUCAAUGUUUCCAAUGAUCUACCAAACGAUAUUAUGUUACCUUGGAAAUCUUUAAAAUUUACAUGCUAAAUGUAUAUGAAUUAUUGAUUUCCACAACGAAAUUUCAUACAUCAGGACACAUCCAGAGAAGUUUUUGUAUCUAUCAGAAGUAACGUGGUAAAAUCUUACAAGAAAUUAACCAAUGCGUUUUAUU
Messenger RNA from Neocloeon triangulifer, 2892 nucleotides. RefSeq lists its product as uncharacterized. The record is from RefSeq and is a predicted model, not a curated record. Lineage: Eukaryota; Metazoa; Arthropoda; Insecta; Ephemeroptera; Baetidae. The transcript is spliced from 8 exons. The coding region runs from base 212 to 1045 and encodes 277 amino acids.